AUGCGAGAAAGCUUUGUCGUGAGUGAACGGGUGACUGGCUUCGAGAAAUCACAGAGUCUAAGAACUGGGUUGCUGGAACAUAUCGACAAUCGUCGCCAGAUUGCCUUGCUGGUUGCGGCCAAACGUACGACAUUGGGUCACGUCAUGGGGGAAGACAGCCAGGUUGUCCUAAGUUUCUUUUUCAGCUUCAGCAAGGAGAGUAAGCAUAGUUUGGAUGACAUCUUGCGAUCAAAUGACUCAAAGUUGUACCAUGGGGGCGACACAUCUCGACAAUGCUUUCCGAACACACCACGACGGAGAGGAAGCCGACAACAAAAGCUCUUCUUGAAGCUGCACACAAAAUCUUGGUAA
This is a messenger RNA of Colletotrichum destructivum, 351 nucleotides long. RefSeq lists its product as uncharacterized. The transcript is spliced from 2 exons. The record is from RefSeq and is a predicted model, not a curated record. Bases 1 to 351 code for a protein of 116 amino acids. NCBI's taxonomy places the organism in Eukaryota, Fungi, Ascomycota, Sordariomycetes, Glomerellales, Glomerellaceae.